This is a messenger RNA of Zootoca vivipara (common lizard), 3683 nucleotides long. Lineage: Eukaryota; Metazoa; Chordata; Lepidosauria; Squamata; Lacertidae. The record is from RefSeq and is a predicted model, not a curated record.
ACGCCAGCUUCCUCUUGCUCCUGGUUCUACCUGCAAAAGUGAGUCAGCUAGGAAGAAGUGCAUUGAGGCUGUGCCAAGAACCCCAGGGACAAAGGGAAUUCAGAAGCUGGCUGGCUUGCUUGCUAGGCAGCCCUGGUGCAAGGGAAUGAAUCAAUAUUUAUUCUUGGAGAGGCUGGGUUCUGGUUGACUAAAACCACAGUUACUUUGCUACCAGCUGGAACUCGCCUAAGUUGAAUGUCCUUUGUUUGGCGCAGGCUGUUCUUCCAAGCUGUAGGCAGAGCAAAGACACGGCAGCUGCUUCUCAAUUGUCCUGUUGUCUUUUCAAGGGAAGCCAGCGAGUUCAGCUUCCACUGCUCCACUACCUAUAGCUGUCAUUAAAGCGAGAAGAUAUAAGCCCAAAUGCACAGUCUCACAUUCCAAGGGAUUGUGUAACCUUAGCCCUUGGCAAAGACUGCCAAACUCCUUGUGUUUUCAAACAAUGUUGCUUGCAAACAUCCACAGGACAUUUUAAGGCAACUCUGUUUAUCACGCAGGCACACCCCAAUACCCCUAAAGGCAGUUCCAGGGGAAAGGGGCAUCUAUCUGCAACAACAAGUUAAGUCCUAGCGCUCUGUGCCUGAGAGAUAAAGAACCACGUGAGCAUGUACAGUACUGCCUGCUUGUCAAAAGUCCCUGGAGCUCAGCUGGAGUGUGGAUUUCCCUCUAGACAGUGAAGGGACAAUCUGCUUAACCCAGGCAACAGAGGAAGACAGGUAAGAAGUGCCAUUUGCCUACGAGGACCAUGGCUAAGAAAGUUGCCAUUAUCGGUGCUGGAGUGAGCGGCUUGACAUCCAUCAAAGGCUGCUUGGAGGAAGGCCUUGAGCCCACUUGCUUUGAGCAAAGCAGUGACAUCGGGGGACUAUGGAGAUUCACAGAAAAGGUGGAGGAAAACAGGGCUAGCAUCUACAACUCUGUCAUCACCAAUUCCUCCAAAGAGAUGUCCUGCUUCAGUGACUUUCCAAUGCCUGACCACUUCCCAAACUUUCUGCACAACUCCAAGUUCCUGGAAUAUUUGCGACUGUAUGCAAAGCACUUUGGUCUGCUGAAGUAUAUCAGGUUCAAGACCACCGUCAUCAGUUUAGAAAAAAGCCAAGAUUACAGUACCACUGGCCAAUGGACCAUGGUCACAGAGACAGAUGGAAAACACGAGUCAUUCAUCUUCGAUGCUGUCAUGAUCUGCACUGGCCACCAGAUAGAAGCAUACACCCCAGUGGAGUCUUUUCCUGGUUUUGAAAAGUUCCGGGGGAACUAUUUCCACAGCCGAAAUUACAAAAACCCUGAUGGGUUCAAUGGGAAGACUGUUGUGAUCAUUGGGAUGGGGAAUUCGGCUGCUGACAUCGCUGUGGAGAUCUGCAGGAAGGCAAAGAAGGUGUUCCUCAGCACAAGGGGAGGCACCUGGGUGAUGAGCCGAGUGUAUGACAAUGGCUAUCCUUGGGACACCAUCUUUCACACUCGCUUCAAUGACAUGAUCCGAAAUUCUGUCCCUUGGUUCCUUUUGCAAUGGAUGACAGAACGGAAAAUGAACCAGUGGUUUAGCCACGAGAACUAUGGCUUGGUGCCUCGAAACAGAUCCCUGAUGAAAGAGCCAGUGUUCAAUGAUGACUUGCCUAGCCGUAUCCUCUGUGGUGCUGUGAUGGUGAAACCACUCGUCCAGGAGUUCACCGAGAGCUCCGUCAUUUUUGAAGAUGGAACUGUAGAGGACAAUGUGGAUAUUGUCAUCUUUGCAACAGGCUACAGCGUUGCGUUCCCUUUUCUGGACAAGUCGGUGAUCAAGGUGGAAGACAAUCGGGUCCCGUUGUAUAAACACAUCUUUCCUCUUCAUCUGGAGAAGCCAACGCUGGCUGUUAUUGGCCUCAUCCAGCCCCUUGGGCCUAUCAUGCCCACUGCAGAGCUGCAAGCUCGCUGGGCAACCAGAGUCUUUAAGGGGCUAAGUUUGCUGCCUUCAGAGAGCACUAUGGUGGCUGACACCACCAAGAGGAAUGAAAAGAGGAUCAAAUGGUUUGGCACCAGCCGCAGCCAGUCAAUCCAAACAGAUUUCAUUGAGUACCUGGACGAGCUUGCUGCUCUCACAGGAGCAAAGCCACACCUGUUCACGCUCCUGCUGACAGAUCCCAAGCUGGCCUUGACCACCUUCUUUGGACCCUGCAGCCCAUUCCAGUUCCGCCUGAUUGGACCAGGGAAGUGGGCUGGAGCCAGGAACGCCAUCCUUACCCAGACACAGCGGAUCAUCAAGCCCACAAAAACUCGAACAGUGGGCAAUUCUUCGAGUAACGCUCUGCUCUCCCUGCUUAAAAUCCUCGGCUUUCUUGCUCUCUUGGUUGCAGUUUUCCUAUCCAUUGGUCAGCGCUGAGCUCUACCCAAUGAUGCAGCAAUGGCAAAUUGCUGCUUUACUGAUGCCUGCCUGCUCUUCAAUGCAUCUAUAGGGGUCACACGGGGGCAACUUUAAUAAAUAAUAAUAAUCAUACAUUUUUAUUUAUACCCCACCCUCCCCAGUCAAAACUGGGCUCAGGGCGGCUCACACCAAUAAAAUUACAAUAAAACAUAAAAAGCAAUUAAUUAAAAUACAAAUUAAAAUACAAGAUUAAAAUUUAAAAUGCAGCCUCAUUUUUAAGUAGUCCAUAAAUCCAAGCCAUGAGGGAGGAAAACACAGGGGUCAGACUAAGUCCAACCCAAAGGCCAGGCAGGACAGCUCUGUCUUGCAGGCCCUGCGGAAAGAUGACAAAUCCUGCAGGGCCCUGGUCUCCUGUGAGAGAGCGUUCCACCAAGUUGGGGCCAAUACUGAAAAGGCCCCGUCCCUAGUAGAGGCCAAUCUAGCCACCUUAUGGCUCGGGAUCUCCAGAAUGUUGUUGUUUGUGGACUUUAAGGUCCUCCGCGGGGCAUACCAGGAGAGGCGGUCCCGUAGGUAUAUUUGCACUCUCAAACUUGUGUCUCGCUUAGGGUCUCCUGUUUCCUACAAACUUUGCAAACGGAAAGGAGGAAAUGUCUGGGAAACAAUGAAAUGGGAACAUACAGGCAAAGUAUGGAAGGGCAAAUCUGUCAAUUUCGGUUUCUCUUGAUUUCUCAUGCGUUCCUAUCAAGUUUACUUUGCACAUAUCCCGAUCAAUUUGCUUUUUAAAAAAGUGUCUCGUGAAAAUUCAUCAAAAUUUUUUGUGAGCAUUCCUCCUAAUACAUUUUUGCUAGGAUUUUCCCCUAUGCUAUUUCCGCAAAUAUAUGCAUUUUAAUGCGCACCUUCUCCCAAUGGUGUUGUUUUCCAACAACAACAGCAAAGUGAACAAAGGGGCAUAUAUUAGGAGAAGCGGGAAUUUUUGAAGGGUAGCUGUUUCAGGACCCACAAAUUAGGCAGGUUUGCCUGAAAAUGUGAACUGAAUGGGCUUCCUUCCCAUUUCUAAUAGGAAGUCAGGGGGAAAAAAACCACACACACACACACACACACACACACCAGGGAGAAUGGGCUAGUAAACCAGCUGACAAGAUCAGCAAGGUCUUGUGCCUUUUAGAAUUGUAGCUUUUUAUUUUUAGAAAAGUAUGUUUCUGGUCCUUUGAAGGGACAUUUGAACUGUGUGGUCCAGGGGUCAGCAAACUUUUUCAGCAGGGGGCCGGUUCAUUGUCCGUCAGUCCUUGUGGGGGGGCAGACUAUUUUUUGG